Eufriesea mexicana is the source of this 4868-nucleotide messenger RNA. Its product is annotated as CD109 antigen. Gene Ontology annotation, cellular component: extracellular region. Lineage: Eukaryota; Metazoa; Arthropoda; Insecta; Hymenoptera; Apidae. Bases 401 to 4849 code for a protein of 1482 amino acids. The record is from RefSeq and is a predicted model, not a curated record. The transcript has 28 exons. Gene Ontology annotation, molecular function: endopeptidase inhibitor activity.
CAUGGAUAGAUUAACGUGGCAUAUACUUUUGAUCGCAAGCGAUGCAUCAAAAUAUAGUUCGCGACAAGAUACUGAAAUUUAUGCAGACGAACAGAGUUAACAGCACUGGUACUUCAGUAGCUUGUUAUUCCUAUAACGGUAAAAACGUGACAGGUACAGUAGAAGUGAAGCAGCCAGAAGGAAGGGAAACCUGCGCUGCCCGCCUGCUUUCUUGGGGCCAUGAUUGGUAGUGCUUGUUAGUAUCCGUCUAACUGUUGCAUUGAAAACGUCGCUAUUUUGUGCCCUUCUACAUUUUCUUUUUUAGUUUCUUUUUUUCAAGAGGACAGUGUUAUUACGCAAUUUGCAUCACGAUAUCUCUGAAAAAAUUAAGAACAUAGGUCCUUUGACGAGGGACUAAAAAAUGGAUUGGCAGUGGUUCCAUAUUGUUUUUUUAUUCAGCAUAAUUCUAAAUGUGACUGCAGAAUCAUAUUAUAGCAUAGUAGCUCCAAAAAUAGUACGACCUGAUUCAGAAUAUCAUGUAGCUAUAAGUACUACUGGUGUAUCAACACCAUCAACAAUAUACAUUGAGUUAACUGGAUUGUUUGAUAAUGGAGAGAUAUUUAAUGUAUCUCAAGUUACACGUGUACAACCAUAUACUACAAGAAUUUUACGAUUCGAGAUAGGUGAUAUUGUUCCUGGUAAAUACCAAUUAACUGCACGUGGUUUGUCUGGAAUAGAAUUUUCAAAUUCAAAGCCAGUGGGUUAUGUUCCUAAAAGUUAUUCAGUGUUUAUUCAAACUGACAGAGCAAUUUAUAAACCAGGAAAUAAAGUUAUGUUUCGAUGUAUUUUAUUGAAUUCCAGACUCAGACCUGCACUUGAAAGAUUAGUAGACAUUUAUGUUACAGAUGGAAAAGAAAAUAGAAUUAAGCAAUGGAUUCGCCCACCUGUAACCCAUGGAAUUUUUAAUGGGGAAAUUGAAUUGUCUGAGUUUCCAGUUUUAGGUAUUUGGAAAAUCACAGUAAAUGUUGGUGAUCAAACAUUUGAAAAAGAUUUUGAAGUUGCUGAAUAUGUAUUACCUAAUUUUGAAGUAACAAUUGAGGCACCUAAACAUUUUACAUUUAAAGAAUCACAAAUCACUGCAACCAUCUAUGCCAAGUAUACUUAUGGCAAACCAGUGAAAGGAGAAGCAACUGUUACAGUUUAUCCUGAUAUUUUUUCUGGUGUUAUACAACCAAUAUAUCAACAACCUGUACGAAAAGUAAUUCCUAUAGAUGGAAAAGUGAUUGUUGAUUUUAACAUUCAUGAUGAAUUGAGAUUAACUGAUGAAUAUGAAAGACCUGUUAUGAUUGAUGUUACCGUAGAAGAAUCUUUAACUGGCAGAAGACAGAAUACUUCUACACACAUAACAUUACAUAAGCAUAAAUACACAAUGGAUUUAAUAAAAACAUCAGAAUAUUAUAAACCAGGAUUAAAGUAUACAGCAUUUAUAAAAUUAACAUAUCAUGAUGGAACACCAGUAAGAGAUAAUAAAAAUCCUGUUACAAUAAAAUAUGGAUAUACUUACAUUACUGAUAAUCAGUUCACAUAUACAAAUAUUAGUGGUAUGUUGGAUGAAAAUGGAAUGAUAAAAUUGGAUUUUUACCCACCUAAAACUGAUGAUAACAUUUCAUAUCCUUUAAACAUCGAGGCUCAAUAUUUAAAUCUUCAUGAAUGGUUCCCAUCAACAAACCAAGCCAUGUCUCAGAAUAAUGAAUAUAUACAAGCAACUUUGAAAACUGUUAAACCUAUGGUUAAUCGAGAUGUAGAAAUAGAAGUAAAUUCUACAAUUCUAUUGAAAUACAUUAAUUACGAAAUAUUUGGACGCGGCGAUAUUUUGGAUGCAGGUUCUAUAUACGUACAAAAUAAACAUACGACAAGUUUUAAAUUCUUAGCAACAUAUGUUAUGGCUCCUACUGCACAUGUAAUCGUAUAUUAUGUAGGAAAUGAUGGAGAAAUCAUUGCAGAUGCUUUGGAUAUAGAACUAGAAGGAGUACUUCAAAAUUUCGUUGAUAUCAAAAUGGCACCCGAAGAAGUUGCACCAGGAGAAAAUGUCAAUUUAGUUAUUACCUCAAAACCAAAUUCAUAUGUUGGGUUAUUAGGCGUAGAUCAAAGAUCUAUACUUUUAAAAUCUGGCAAUGAUAUUUCAUAUGAGCAAGUAUACAAAGAGUUAAAAUCGUAUGAUAAUGUAAAUCAGUCGCCUUAUAUGGACUCAGUUUUCGAUCGAUUUUUAUGGAGUCCUGGUUCAGCUACAGCCAAUGAUGUUUUCAGAGAAUGUGGUGCUAUCAUCAUAACAAAUGGAUAUGUUCAUGAAAAUUUACCAAUUCAACAACCGGGAAUACUGGAGGGUAGAAUAACAGGCUCACCUCAUGGGGCAUCCACACUUCGACCAGACCUUGGUCCACCUGUAACGCACAAACUAGCAACAAGACCACCACUGGCAGGUCCUUAUGCCUUCUCUCGCAUCCCACCUCCUGUUUGGAAUAAGCCCCGUGUAUUCCUAAUGCAUGACAUCUUAAACACCUGGCUUUUUACAAACUUCUCUGCAGGGUAUGAAGGGAAAAAUGAGCUGAAAAGGAAUGUACCUGAUUCAAUUACAUCUUGGGUACUUACUGCAUUUUCUAUAGAUGAUGUUCAUGGACUAGGUCUUAUAGAAGAACCACGAAAGUUAAAAGUUUUUAGACCAUUUUUUAUCACUAUGGAUCUCCCUUACUCUGUGAUUCGAGGAGAAAUUGUUGCAGUUCAAAUAGUAGUAUUUAAUUAUAUGAAUAAGAAUGUUAUGGCUGAAGUUUUAUUAACAAAUGAGGGUCAAUUUGAUUUUGCAGAAAUAUCCAAUGAAGUUCAAGAUAUACCUAAAUUAGAAUUAUAUCGCAAGAAGAAAGUAGAAGUGAAAGCUAAUUCUGGAAGUAGUGUGUCCUUCAUGAUUAUCCCACGUGAAUUGGGAUACAUUACAAUUAAGGCUACUGCAAACAGUAUAUUAGCUGGGGAUAGUCUUGAACAUAAACUGCUUGUUAAGGCUGAAGGAGAAACACAAUAUAUAAAUAAAGCUACAUUCUUAGAUCUUAGAAGUACAACAAGUAUGUCAACCAAUAUCACAAUUGAUAUACCUAAAAAUGCUGUAUCAGAUUCUGAACACGUUGAAAUAUCUGCAGUAGGUGAUAUACUGGGUCCAAGUAUUUUGAAUUUAGCAAAUUUAAUUAAAAUGCCAUCUGGUUGUGGAGAACAAAAUAUGUUAAACUUUGUUCCAAACAUAAUGAUAUUAAAUUAUCUCAAAAAUACAAAUCAAUUAACGCAAGCAGUACAAGGCAAGGCUCUUCGGUACAUGGAAAUAGGCUAUCAAAGGGAAUUAACUUACAGACACAAUGAUGGAUCAUUUAGUGCAUUUGGCAUGUCAGAUAGUAAAGGAAGUACAUGGCUUACUGCUUUUGUAGCAAAAGCUUUCAAAGCAGCUGCUACAUAUAUUCCAGUUGAAGAUAGAAUAAUAGAUGAAGCUUUGCAAUGGUUAUCAAAUAAUCAAGCACCUAAUGGAAGUUUCCCUGAAGUAGGAACAGUUAGUCAUCGAGAUAUGCAAGGUGGAGCUGCUAAAGGUCUUGCAUUGACAGCAUUUACUCUCAUUGCUUUUCUUGAAAAUGCAGUCUCUAAUGGAAAAUAUAGAAAUACAAUAAACAAAGGAAUUGAUUAUAUUGUUCGAAACAUAAAUGAUUUAGACGAUGUCUAUGCUUUGAGUAUAUGCACAUAUGUCUUAAAUUUAGCCAAACAUCCCUAUGAGAAUGCAGCAUUUAAUUUACUAGAAUCUAAAGUUGCAACAAAAAAAGAUAUUAAAUGGUGGAGUAAACCCAUAGCAAUAAAUGAUAAAAAUCCAUGGUAUCAUUCCCUACCACGAUCUGUUGAUGUUGAAAUGACAUCUUAUGCUUUAUUAACUUAUCUAAGCCGUAAUUUAGUCGUUGAUUCUAUACCCAUAAUGAAAUGGCUUGUUAAACAAAGAAAUGCUGAAGGUGGUUUUGCAUCUACACAGGAUACAGUAAUUGGAAUACAAGCUUUAGCAAAGUUAGGUGAAAAGUUAGUAACAAAAAAUAAUGGCAUUUCUAUAACAUUUAUGUAUGAAGGAGGUGGACAAAGUCAAAUAAAUAUAAAUCCUGACAAUUCUAUGAUACUUCAAAAACAAGUGCUUCCAAGAAAAACACGAUUAGUUAAUAUAACAGCUACUGGAAAUGGAUUUGCUUUAAUUCAAGUUUCAUUUCAAUACAAUUUAAAUGUAACUGGAGCAUGGCCACUCUUCACUUUAGACCCUCAAGUAGAUAAAAAUUCCAAUGCCAAUCAUUUACAACUUUCAAUUUGUUCUGGAUUCGUUCCAACUAAAGAAGCAAAUGAAAGUAAUAUGGUUGUGAUGGAAGUCAAUUUACCUUCUGGUUUUACUGUAGAUAAGGAAUCAUUACCUAGUCUCGAAGUGUCACAAAAUGUGAAACGUGUAGAAACUAAAAAUGAAGAUACAGUUGUGAUAUUAUAUUUUGAUGAGAUGAAUCGACAAGAAUAUUGUCCUACAGUAUCUGCAUUUAGGACACAUAAAGUGGCAAAACAGAAACCAGUACCAGUCACUAUAUAUGAUUACUAUGAUUCAUCAAGGAGAGCAAGAGUAUUUUAUGAACCAAGAAAAGCUACACUUUGUGAUAUUUGUGAGGAUAAAGAUUGUGAAGAUUUAUGUGUUUCACAACCUGGUAAACAAAAAGAUUCUCCGCAAUCUACUGCUUCAUAUUUAUCAACCUGUAUAUAUUUACAAUUACUAUUUACUUUGUUUUAUGUUACUUUGAAUGUCUGUAACUUUAGCUUUUCUUAAUAAUUCUAUGUAACUUUUU